AUGAUAAGCACCAAGCUUUUUAGAACCUCAUUUUGCUACUUUUAUGCUCUGAGAGUGGCCCACAUGUCCACACUUACUAAAGCCCCAUCAAAUAAUAACCACAUUAACUUAGGUCUUUUAUCCAAAACUUUUCUCUAUACAUCUGCUACUGCUCAUCAUAAAAUUAGUGAACAAAAACGACGCCAAAAAGCUGAGAAGAAGUUAAAAGUGAAGCAAGAAAAACAAGCUAAGCAGGACGAGUUGGCUAAGGAAAAUACAACAAUUAAAAGUGAAUCUACGAAAGAAGGAUUUGCUGGGGAUGAUGCAGAUAUUGAUCCUAAUGAAUAUUUGAAACUGCGUUUGGCUCAUGUGUCAUCAUUAAAAGCAGCUGGUCAGUCCCCAUACCCUCAUAAGUUUCAUGUGGAUAUCUCUCUAACUGAAUUCAUAGAAAAGUACAGUUCUCUGAAUGAUGGGGAGCACCAUGCCGAUGUUGUUAGUGUAGCUGGCAGAGUACAUGCCAAAAGAGAAUCUGGAGCCAAAUUGAUCUUUUAUGACUUGAGAGGGGAGGGUGUGAAGAUACAAGUCAUGGCUAAUGCAAAGCUAUAUGUUCCUGAAAGUGACUUUGAAAAAGUUUCAGACAAAAUUAAGAGAGGUGAUAUCAUUGGUUGCAAGGGCCAUCCAGGAAAAACGAAGAAAGGAGAGUUGAGCAUCAUACCUGAGCAGAUGGAACUGCUGUCUCCAUGCCUUCAUCAACUACCCAUGUUACAUUAUGGCUUGAAAGACAAAGAGACACGAUUUAGACAAAGGUACUUGGAUCUGAUCAUCAAUGAGAGUGUGAGGAAUAAGUUCAUUACAAGGUCACGCAUUGUUUCGUACAUUAGGAAAUUUUUUGAUGACCAGGGUUUCUUGGAGGUGGAAACUCCGAUGAUGAACUUGAUACCGGGUGGAGCUGCAGCCAAGCCCUUCAUAACUCACCACAAUGAACUCAACAUGGAUCUCUACAUGCGGAUUGCUCCUGAACUUUAUCUCAAGGCAAUUAGAGAUGGCAAUAAUAUUAUGUUAGUUGUUGGUGGGAUAGACAGAGUGUAUGAAGUCGGUCGGCAAUUUCGUAAUGAGGGUAUUGACCUGACACACAAUCCUGAAUUCACGACCUGCGAGUUCUAUAUGGCAUAUGCUGAUUACAACGACCUCAUGACCCUUACUGAGUCUCUACUGUCAGGUAUGGUCCGCAGCAUUUUAGGCACAUACAAAUUAGUGUUCCACCCAGAUGGGCCCGAUGGAGAAGAACUUGUGGCUGACUUCACACCUCCAUUCAAGAAGAUCGACAUGCUCACUGAAUUAGAAAGAGAGCUUGGUGUGAAGUUACCAUCUCCUGAACUAUUAGCAACUAAAGAGGCGAAUGACUUUCUGGACAAGAUUGCUUUGGAGAGGGGCGUCGAUUGCCCAGCACCAAGGACAACUACGAGACUUCUUGAUAAGCUUGUUGGUGAAUUUCUGGAAUCAAAAUGCAUCAAUCCAACUUUCAUCCUGAACCACCCUCAAAUUAUGAGCCCACUUGCUAAAUGGCACAGAAACAUAGCAGGACUGACAGAACGUUUUGAAUUGUUCGUCUGUCGUAAGGAGAUAUGCAAUGCCUAUACAGAACUGAAUGAUCCAGUCGUCCAGAGGGAGAGAUUUGAACAACAGGCCAAAGAUAAAGCAGCAGGUGAUGAUGAAGCAAUGUUUGUUGAUGAAACAUUUUGUACAUCCCUGGAGUAUGGAUUACCCCCAACUGGAGGCUGGGGAUUAGGGGUGGAUAGAGAUGUUCUGUAUUAUCAGAAACUUGAGUACUGUGUUGUUGAGAACAUUAAUGAUCACACGUCUGUUAUAUAA
Molecule: messenger RNA, 1851 nt
Organism: Helobdella robusta
Lineage: Eukaryota; Metazoa; Annelida; Clitellata; Rhynchobdellida; Glossiphoniidae
Exons: 16
Coding region: 1-1851 (616 amino acids)
Biological process (GO): lysyl-tRNA aminoacylation
Cellular component (GO): cytosol; mitochondrion; cytoplasm
Molecular function (GO): tRNA binding; ATP binding; lysine-tRNA ligase activity
Source: RefSeq, a predicted model, not a curated record